Gadus chalcogrammus (walleye pollock) is the source of this 4817-nucleotide messenger RNA. Its product is annotated as BMP/retinoic acid-inducible neural-specific protein 3-like. Gene Ontology annotation, biological process: negative regulation of mitotic cell cycle; positive regulation of neuron differentiation. NCBI's taxonomy places the organism in Eukaryota, Metazoa, Chordata, Actinopteri, Gadiformes, Gadidae. The record is from RefSeq and is a predicted model, not a curated record. Bases 886 to 3243 code for a protein of 785 amino acids. The transcript has 9 exons.
AGUAGGACGGUUGUUUUAUAAAAGUCUAUUUUAUUAGCCUCUAAUACAGAGAACCAACAGCUAUAACAGUGCGUCUCAAUGCAGAGAAUGUGAAGGAAUCCCUCUCCUUAGUUUGAUCAAGACGGACCUACAUUUUCUAUUUUUAUUCCUCAUCAUCACUUCGGAAUAAUCUUUUUGGAAUACAAUGUUAUAAAAAUCCUUCUGCGGACCAGGCUCCGAGUCCAAUGUGAGCCCGCUCCUGGACGGCGUUAGAGAGUCUCCACAGUGAGCCCGCUCCUCGACGGUGUUAGAGAGUCUCCACAGUGAGACUGGACGGGGUUAGAGAGUCUCCACAGUGAGCCCGCUCCCUGACGGCGUUAGAGAGUCUCCACAGUGGGUGAGCCCGCCCCUCGACGGUGUUGGAGAGUCUCCACAGUGAGCCCGCUCCUCGACGGUGUUGGAGAGUCUCAACAGUGAGCCCGCUCCUCGAGAGAGUCUCCACAGUGAGUCCGCUACUCGAAGGUGUUAGAGAGUCUCCACAAUGAGCCCGCUGCUGGACGGGGUUAAAGAGUCUCCACAGUGAGACUGGACGGGGUUAGAGAGUCUCCAAAGUGAGACCUGGACGGUGUUGGAGAGUCUCCACAGUGAGACCUGGACGGGCUUAGAUAGACUCCACACAGAGAGCCUCCUUCUUGACGGUAAAGUUAGUGGCACUAGUAGUUUCCCUUGGUCUGCUUGCACUGAGGCUCCUCGCGCUUCAAGAGGCAUCGCAGCAGGAGCACGCACCCUGGACCCGAUCGCUUAAAAAGGACCGUCACUGAACCAGACGUGUGGUGUGUGACUGACAGGCUAUCCCCUGUAGAUACGGCUGAAGUCCGGAGAGAAUGAAGUGUCAGCGGGUGAAGUAUGAGAGGUCAGGGAAUCGGUCCUAUUAGACUGCUGUCUGCGGCGCCCCUGUGGACCGCGUUCAGCCUCUGGCUCAGCUGCUGGAGCGGCGCCGGGGGAGCGGGGACCGCCGGGACCAGCGAUGGCCUGCCAGGAUCCACGGGCUGGCUGCUAUCGGAUAAAGGUCCCUUUCACCAGGCUCCGGAGUUCGCUGAGUCCGUCGAUAGAUACCAACAGGGCUUCAGCACCAGAUACAAAAUCUACAGGGAGUUUGGUCGAUGGAAGGUCAACAGUCUGGCGCUGGAGAAGUCGGGCGGCUUGGGGGGGCGGGGGGCUCCCGCGCCGCCCCUCGACCCUGAGUUUGCGCAGGCAAUCCGCCGGUUGGGUCGGCGGCCAAGCCUCCAGACCAUCACCGACAACAUCAUCAGGAAGUAUGGGACGCACAUCAUCCUCUCGGCGACACUCGGAGGGGAGGAGUCUCUGACCAUAUUUGUGGACAAGAGGAAACUGAGCCAGGAGUCUUCGUCGGCAGGAAGUGAGUUCACCGGCGGUGGGCACGGGGUCAACACCACAGGUCCCGUUACCCUGGAGACCUUGUAUCAGCUGGCCGCCUCCUACUUUACGGACAGGGAGAGCACCUUGCGCAGGCUGCACCACCUCCAGAUCGCAUCGACCGCCAUACGGGUGACCGAAACAAGAACGGGGCCUCUUGGAUGUAGUAACUAUGACAACCUGGAUACGGUGAGCUCGGUGCUGGUGCACAGUCCGGAGAACAAGGUUCUGCUUCAAGGAAUGCAGAUGGUCCUGCCACCCUACCUGAGAGGGCGCUUCAUCCAGGCUGCCCUCAACUACAUCGGCUGCAAGUCUAGAGGCCAGUUCGUGUGCCGGGCCAGUGACUGCUGGUGCCAGUGCAGCGCGGCCUUCCCCCAGUGUAACUGUCCCCUGGCGGACCUGCAGGCCCUGGAGGCCAGCCUGCGGGGGAUCAGGGACGCCUGGACCCUCAGCAACCUGGAGUUCCAGCAAUCUGACGAGUUCCAAGGCUUUGUGGGAAACUUGCCAGCCCAUCAUGCUGUAAACACUACCGUGGUGGAGCAGUUGUGGAGAUCGAAUGCCGGCCUACUGCAGCGCUACAGACACCUCAAGGCUAGCGGCGAUCAGCUAUUCAGUAAAGCGCGGCGCGCGGCUAACAAGCUCUUCAGCCUCAGCAAGAGGUGCCGAAAGCAGCCAAGAAUAGUCCUUCAGAGGGAGAGGUCUCUGCGCUACUGGCUGAACCACGUGCUGUCCCUCCUCUACUGCAGUCAGAACAACCAGGUGGGGGUGUACAGCGAGGCCAGCCACAGCUGCUCCUGCCCCCACCAGCCCUCCUCCUGCCAGGGCCCCGUCCCCUGCUCCCUGGGCGAGGGCCCCCUCUGCACCUCCUGCUCCGCCGAGAACCGCACGCGCUGCUCGGCCUGCAACGCCGGCUUCACCCUGACCCAGGGCACGUGCCGGCCGGCCGUGCCCGACCCCACGGAGCCCUGCCUGGGCCUGGAGAGCGACCGCGACCUGCAGGACCUGGAGCUGCACUACCUGCUCCAGCGCGGCGACCCGCACAUCAUGCUCCACGGCGUGUUUGUCAGCAACGACGUGCGCCUCGACGCCUGGUUCGACCCGUCCUGGAGGAAGCGCAUGCUGCUCACGCUCAAGAGCAACCGGGUCAAGUCCAACCGGGUGCACGUGCUCCUGGGCCUGGCCGUCACGGUGUGCCUCACCCGCAACAGCACCGUGGAGCCCGCCUUCUCCCUGUUCGUCAACCCCUUCGGCGGCAGCCACUCGGAGAGCUGGACCAUGCCCAUCGGCCAGCACGGCUACCCCGACUGGGAGCGCACCCGGCUGGAGACCCCGUCGGACUGCUACAACUGGACGCUGACUCUGGGGAACCGCUGGAAGAGCUUCUUUGAGACGGUGCACUUCUACCUGCGGAGCCGGGCCAGGGAGGCCGGGAUGGCGGGGGCCUCGGCAGCCGGGACACCCGGAGGGGGCACGACGGAGCCCCCGGGCGGCAGCACCAUAGGCUACAUGAAGGUUAAGAGCAUGCAGCUGCUGGGGUACAGCGUGCACUUCGACCCAGAGGCCAUCCAGGACCUGGUCCUGCAGAUAGACUACCCGUACACCCAGGGCUCCCAAGACUCAGCCCUGCAGCAGCUGGUGGAGCUGAGGUUCAGGGUGAACCGCCUGUCCCCGCCGGGAGGGCUGCACGCCGACCUGUUCUCCUGCCUGCUCCGCCACAGACUCAAGCUGUCGGCCGCCGACGUGGCCAGGAUCCUCUCGGCCCUGCAGGUGUACCGCGCCAGACAGCCCGGCUACGUGGAGUACGAGCCCACCAAACUCUGUAGCUAGGGGCCUCAGUACCGCGUGCCCAUGUUUGUUUUUUUGUAUUGUUGUUAAAGUGGAUCAAUCAGGCUCAGCUAUUUUCUAAUGUAAGACGGUACUGCCUAAUACACACGUUGUGAAAAAAAUCCCUGUCUGCAACAUCAACUAUCCGAGAAAGAUGGGUCCAAUGUUUUUCCCCUGUAACAUUGGCUCCUCAGAAGGCUGUGGCGUAGCUGGAACCCUUCUGUUCAGCUGGCUCCAUCUGUGUCCCCACUGUGUGUUUUCUGUAAGUAUACUGUGCAAUUAAACUGGAUGUUGUUUUUAUCACUCACAAGUUAUAGCAGCGACUUAUUGUAGAUUUUCAAUUGGAGAACCAUGAACAAGAAACGCAUUCAGUCAUCGAUAUUUAGUCAUUGCUACACGAACAGAAAUAUUCUCUAUGCUCCACCAUGACUCAUUCUUCAUUCCACCUCUCUGAAUCUUUCUCUCAUGCUGGCCAUCCAUCUCACUAGAGUUAUAGUCGGUGGAUUGUUGUUGAGUUCAGCCCAUCUGGAGCUUCACAACACAAGGUCUCAUUCUUCAAACAGAGUGGUGGUAGAGAGGGGAGGGGGGGAGAGAAGCCUUGGCACGGAUUACCAAGUAUGUAAAAGACUGGGUGAAAUUGCGCCUGCUAGCGUAGCUGUUUUGCCAUUCACACUUACUGUGAUGGAUGAGCAGGGGCUACAGAGAGACAUGCAGACCGGCAUCAAACAGCAGCAGGGAGCGGCAGUCAAUGACAGAGAAGGCUCCCUAGUAUGGAGCAGGCGCUACAGCCCCACCGAGAGAGAGAGAAAAACUCUGACCAAGAGGGAAAUCAGUGCUUACUCCCUGAGGGCCGUUGUCAACAGAGCCACGGCCUAACGGCAUGACAAGGCUUUGAUAAGCAUAGCAUCCAAUGGAGCCCUGUGAGCACACAGAUGCGGAAGACAUCUUUACCCUCCUGAGAUUAAUAUGUGACACAGUUUUCAUUGGUGAAAUAUACUCUCUGUCUCCACGGUUCAAACAGAGUGUGGAGAUGCGUGUGCUGAUUGUGAGAUGAGUGUCUUCCACGCAUCAUGUUUGAAUGGCUCGCCUGAUUAUUGUUUUGAUGAGUUGCGAAAACAAGCCCCUAAUUUGAUGGUAAAUACGUAUUCAAUAUGAUCUUUCUUUGAGCAUUUCCUGCAAGGUUGUGUUGUGUUUGUUGUUUUCCAGGGGAAUUUAAGACACAUACCCCCUUAUAAACUAAAAACUCUACCAAACGCAAAGGUUCUUUAGGCUGGAUUUUUAUUUAUUUUUACAGAAAGUCAUGAAGGGGAAUGGUUAAUCAAAUUAACCCCUCUCAAAGCUUUUCAUGCCCUAUUCAUUUGAAAAUGUUUUACAAGGACCAUCUUUUCUCAUUUUGUACUUGUCAUUUAGUGAUGCUUAUCUUUGCAUUCAUAUUUAAUAGGAGAGGCGCAGCAGUUGAAGCAGCUGCAGAGAGUGGUAUCUUUUGACGUGAAAAUAUCUGCAUUUUCCUCUUUUUAAUUAACUGUUGGAUAUUCUGGAAGGGGCCCCAUUUUAGAAGUAUCAUCUGUGGUUGAGCA